This is a messenger RNA of Solenopsis invicta (red fire ant), 684 nucleotides long. Its product is annotated as dynein heavy chain 10, axonemal. The coding region runs from base 262 to 471 and encodes 69 amino acids. The record is from RefSeq and is a predicted model, not a curated record. The transcript is spliced from 2 exons. NCBI's taxonomy places the organism in Eukaryota, Metazoa, Arthropoda, Insecta, Hymenoptera, Formicidae.
AAAGGAAGAGAUUAUAUAGUUCUAAACAUCUCAUAAUAUAUUCGUAAUAUUUUUUCACAUUUUUUAUGGUAAUAUUAUUUAUAGAUUGUUCUAGUUUAUAGAUCCUUCUCUAUAAUUCUCUUGAAGUCAUUAUCAAUUAAGACUUGCCUAAAUAAAAUUUGAAAUAAAAUUUAUAAGCCACCACUGGCAAAAUCGGAGUAGUGCUGGAGAACACUUCCGGCACUUUAUAACGGUAUCCUGUCUAGAGAAUGGACCAGACUGAUGCCACACACGCGAAAGAAUCUUGCCGGUUGGAUAAGUCACUUUCAAAAGAAGAUUAAACCAACACACAAAUUGGUCCGGCGCGAACAAACUCUAGUUGUGCACGUCCCGGAAACUUAUUUGGUAGCUCUGAUGCAAAUGACUUACCGCAAGAAUAAUUGGCCCGGGCAAAAAUGCCACUACGGAUUUGGCAAACCGUUGGUGACUUGACUGUCUCUCGUUUUUGCUAACUGGUGACGGCUUAUUGUUUAUUCUAUACAUUGAUACGCCGAAGAUGACUCCAAAGCGAGUCGAAACGUUCGUUUGAUUGAUUUUGUUAUUUCAAGAUGAAUAAAUAAUUAUAUGAACAUUAAUAAUUUUGAUUGCGCACCUAUAUCCGCACUGACUUUCAUUAGCUCUAUUUUCAAUUGUGUGUUGUUUUAA